Messenger RNA from Drosophila eugracilis, 1318 nucleotides. RefSeq names its product peritrophin-48. NCBI's taxonomy places the organism in Eukaryota, Metazoa, Arthropoda, Insecta, Diptera, Drosophilidae. Gene Ontology annotation, molecular function: chitin binding. Gene Ontology annotation, cellular component: extracellular region. The record is from RefSeq and is a predicted model, not a curated record. The transcript is spliced from 2 exons. The coding region runs from base 111 to 1190 and encodes 359 amino acids.
UGGCGAAGUUGGAGGGCUCCAGGUUAGACGUUCCUUCUCCCGUUUUAUAGACAAGUCUAGAAAAAAGAAAAAUCCUUAAAUAAGAACAUUUUUCUAAAACUGAAAUCAAAAUGAAUUCCAUUUUCAUCUUGUUUCUGGGACUAGGCAUGGUCCCUCUGAUAUCUGGAGCCUCCACCUUCAAUGCAACUUUUAUUUGCGAACUGGUGGUCAAUGGAACCAAGAUGAACGAUCCUAGGGCCUGCAACGCCUGGGUUCAGUGCAUCGAUGGCACACCUGUGAGUGGAACCUGCGGCACUGGACUUUUCUACGACAGGGAGAGCCAAAAGUGUCUGCCCUCCGCUAGCGUUAAAUGCCUUUCCAGUGAUCCCUGUGCUGCUCUAACCACAGGCUUUGCGGCCGAUCCGUACUCCUGCAACGGGUAUUAUUACUGCAUGAAUGGCAAGGGAACGCACGGAGUCUGCAAUUCGGGAAUGAACUACAAUUCGGGAACGCAAGACUGUAUUCGGGAUUUUCCAUGCGCGGAUAAAAUGGAUCCCGAUAGUUUGUGCAACAUUCUGCCAGAUGGUGUCUUCAUUAAGGACACAAACAACUGCAACGGCUACCAGAUGUGCUGGAAUGACCAAGUGAUAAACGGCACCUGUCCAGGCACUUUUUACUUCAAAGCCUCCACAGCCGAGUGCGAUUAUCCGCAGGAUGUGAACUGUGAUAUCACCGCGGUACCGGAUAUUAUCGAAAAGGGUGUGUGUCCCGAUUCCGGUGGUUUUAUUUCCGAUAAUAAAACUUGCAAUGGCUACUACUACUGCAAGGCCGUGGCAGAUGGAGAGUUUUCAUUGGAGCACGGCGUGUGUUCAGAUGGACGAUUUUUCCUGGCCACCGAUGGAGGGGCAUGUGUGCCGCGUUCCAAAGUGAAAUGUUCUUAUGAUCGAUGCGUUGGUUUGGGCAAUACCACCAUUCAGCUGGCCAACGAGUCGGAUGAUGGAUGCCAUGGAUACUCGAUCUGUCAAGAUGGUGUUGUCAUUGGCCAGGGAACCUGUCCGCAGGACGAGUACUUCGACGAACUGACUCAGCGCUGUACCACCCAAACGAUAACUUAUGCCGCCUGUCAGAUAUCAGACGUAACGACCACCGGGACCCAAGUCGAACAGGUGACGGUAGUGAGUGAUGGUUCUACCACCAACUCGGUAUCGUGAGCAGGGAAAGUUAAUAACUUUAACUAGGCAAAUGUUAUUGGUUUCGUUGCCACAAUAAAUGUGAACAAAUAUCAAGUGUUGUUAUCUAGUCUAAAAACUAUAAAUUUAGCAGAUCACCUGUUUCUUUA